UCUGAUGUAUCUAGUCACCCUGAAUUCCACCCCCUCGAAUUCCGGAACCUCAAACUUGAGGCUGUGUGCCUCGAGUGACCAGGAUCAGGUUCUGGGGGGCUGCGGUUUUGGCAAGGGGGGAGAUGGCGCAGGGUGCUACCUGGGAGCUGGACCUGGGUGCGCAAGUGUGGACGAGGGGCCGGGCGAGGGAGCGCCUGUGGGCGGAGAGCGCGCGGGAGGAAGGCGGGGACCCAGCCAGGGCGGGCGGACCGGCGAGCGGCCGAGCAGACAGUGCCGGCCCCGCGCGAGCACCCGCUGGCGCUGGACGGCGGCUGCAGCAUGAGUGGCCCCCAGCCCGCUGCCGCGCCCAAGCUGGGCCCAGACAAAGAGGCCGGAGGCCCGGCAGCAGAGGCUAUGGUGGGUGCCCGGGAGAAGGGCCCUCGGCUGGGCCAGUGGCUGCCCUCGAUCGUGGUGGAGCCCAGCGAGCUGGGUGUGGUGGAGAGCGGGGAGCUGCGUUGGCCUCCAGAGGGCUCCCAGAGGGGGUCUGCACAGAGCCAGGCUGCUGCUGCCCCCUCACCACGUCCACCAGGAGCACCGGGGGAGGCUCCAGCUGACGCCAAUGGCGAGCAUGCCAACUCCACGGGCCAGGCCCCCUGCGCCCAGCCGUAGGACAAGGACCGGCCGGAUCCUGCCGUCGCCAGGCUCUGACAGCUGAGAGGGGGCCUCUGCCCCAGAGGGGCUAGGUUGACCCUUCAAGAGGCCUGGGCCUGCCCGGGCACCCAGUGGGCACAGCCGACCACCACCCCUCCUGCCUCACCAGGUCCACCGCCCACCCCCCCGCCCCCUCCUGGCCACGGCCCAGGGUUUGGGUCACACCCCUCCUGCUUCUCUGGAGGGAAGCACAAAUAAAGGCUCUUCCUGGUGGUCA
Messenger RNA from Bubalus bubalis (water buffalo), 907 nucleotides. It is a transcript of the gene LBHD2, whose product is annotated as LBH domain containing 2. Bases 319 to 648 code for a protein of 109 amino acids. Lineage: Eukaryota; Metazoa; Chordata; Mammalia; Artiodactyla; Bovidae. The record is from RefSeq and is a predicted model, not a curated record. The transcript is spliced from 4 exons.